Tetrahymena thermophila SB210 is the source of this 2478-nucleotide messenger RNA. Its product is annotated as cyclic nucleotide-binding domain protein. The record is from RefSeq and is a predicted model, not a curated record. NCBI's taxonomy places the organism in Eukaryota, Ciliophora, Oligohymenophorea, Hymenostomatida, Tetrahymenidae. The transcript has a single exon.
AUGAUUGUCUUUUAAAAUAAAAUCUUUGAUUUUCCUUCCAAUCUAUUGCAAAAACUGAAAGAUAAUAAGCACUAAGAAUUUGUGCCUCCAUGCUAGGACUUGGUUUAUGUCUUGCGCUAAUUCAAUUACUUUAAAGAUCAAAAUGUUUAGACAGAGAAUGAAUUAAUUGAACUUGCUGCUGCUAAGGUUUUUUUCAAGACAUAUAAGUAGGGUGAAUAUCUAACCGACUAGUCACAAGAAGAUAUCAUAUUCAUCUUGAAGGGCGAAGUCGGUCUCUUUGAGGAGAGGAAUGAUAGAGAAAUCAAGCAGGAACAUUAUUGGAGAUAACAAAUUUCAAAAAUAAAGAGAAAAAUAGAAGAAACUAAAGAUGAAAAUGAGAAAGUCAAGCUUGAAGAAGAAUAUUUAAAGGCAGAGAAAGUUUUUAAUUUCUACUACAAACACGAAUAAGUGAAACUGCUAUCUAAGGAUAUUCAGAGACAUUAAAUUAAUUUUAAUAUAGAUAACGAGUGUCUUUAUAAGUAAACCCAAAUUAUAAAGAGUGGAGUUUGUGUGGGACCGCUUACUGAUCACUUUGAGCGCAGCAAAAGCUCUUCUAAUUAUCAAAUAGUUGCUCUUAACGCAGUUUAAGCUCUUGUUUUAAAUCAGCAAGACUAACGUGAAAUAUUCAAAAAGAAUGCUUAAAUCCAGACAAAGCUAUUUUGUAUUCUCAGCAAGUAUUUUUAAAGUGUAGCUUUUGAAAGAGAUAUUCUAUAAAAGGUAAUGAGAGGUGUAAACGAGAUGUGCUUUACAAAAAAUCAAUCGAUUUAUCAUGAAAAUUUUGAUACUUCAUAGUUCCUCUAUGUGCUUGUAGAGGGAUAAGUAGAAAUAUCAGCUAAAAGACUCAAGCAAUAAAUCCUGAUAGAUACCAUAAACUCAAAUGAAAUCUUCGGUACAGAAUUUCUAGCAGCUAAUAGAUCUCUUAGAUAAUUCACAGCUAGGAGUUAAAUUAAUCCUACAAAAAUAUUUGCAAUAAGCUAUGAGACGAUGAAAUCGCUAUUCAAUGAAGAAAUUAUGAAUGAAAUAAAAAAUUAUGGGGAGAAAAUAAACAAUUAAUAUUAAGAAACACUAUCAUCUCACUUAAAACAUAUUGUUAAUAUGUGCAGAUAGAAAGGUAUGAAGAUUCCUCUAAACUACCAAAGUAAUUAAAUUACAGCUUCAACUAGCGCGAAUGACCAAACAGUUGAUAACAACACAACUACUACUUUGAUUCAUUCUAAAAGCAACAAUAAUUCAAGAUCACCAUUCAAAAGAUCAACAUUACAAAGACUGUCUAAAAAGCACUCAUCGAUAAUUGAAGAAAGUAUUUAGAACUUGAAGAGAUAGCAAACUUAAUUAUACUGUAAUAGUAUGAGCGGAAAUUAAUCAGGUUCUACUAAUACUAGCUUAUUAUAUAAUAGUGGAUUUGAAAAUAAAAUAUCAGCACUAUAUAAUCAGAUAUCAAAUAAGACAGGUUCUAAUGUUAAUAUUACUUGUCUUAAGAGCAGAUAAAAUAGUAUUGAAAUGGAUUUGAAUGAAAUAGUGCCUCCGAGAGUCCAUUUUUAACAAGCAAGUCCAUCUAUUGAUUCUAUUGAAGACAAGUAAAUUAUUGCAAACGCUUGCAGAGAAAGUUAUUAUCCUAAGGCCUAGAAUUCAUAGUAAAAUUAUUCUUCUCCUUAAAGUGGAAACUAAAAAUAAAAAGCUGCUUAAUUAAAUAGCAAGAUAACCUAAAAUUAGCUACUAAAAAGAUACCUUAGUUCUAGAUAUAGCAAAUAGUCAUAGGGAGAAAAUUACAUUUCCUAAAAUUUUGAGGAUGAAGUUAAGAGAGUAGAACCAUUAAUCAGAAUGAGUAAUACAAUUGCAAAAGAUAAAUUUAAUUCAUAAGCGAUAAAUUUACAAAAUUAAAACACAUACUAGUUAUAAGAAACACCUGGUAAGCAUGUGUUUGAAGAUAUGUCACCAAUAAAAAAGAUGCGCCAAUACUCUGUAAGAGAGCCUAAGAAGAAUUAGCAAAAUGAAAAUAAUUAAUUUUUUGAAAGCUCUGACGCAUUUACAGCUAAUAUUAUCUAGUAAAGAAGAAUUCUAAAGUAAUUUAAAGUAAAAGAAGAAGCUGAAAAGUACAUUAACUCAGAAUCUACAACUAAAUCUUGUUAAAACUCACCUGUUAAAAGAAUAAAAGAUGAAAUAAAUAUUUAUAACACUCCUAGCCAUAAAAAUAAUUAAGCAGAUAAAAGCUUAAAGAAUAUCUAUUAAUCACAUUACAGUCUAGAUAAAUAUAAAAAUAAAAAAAACUUCAAACACAGACAUAGUCAAUCAAUAGCGAGUUCUCUCUAGUACUUAAACCAAAAUUAAUAAAACUGUAAAAAGUAAGACUAAUCUCCAUUUUAAAACGAAAACAACAGAAUCAUGAAUAACAACUAUCUUUCAUACAGCAAUUUCUGUAAAUCACUUACAAACAUUUGA